Molecule: messenger RNA, 1006 nt
Organism: Notothenia coriiceps (black rockcod)
Lineage: Eukaryota; Metazoa; Chordata; Actinopteri; Perciformes; Nototheniidae
Gene: csrp1a
Product: cysteine and glycine-rich protein 1a
Exons: 5
Coding region: 35-616 (193 amino acids)
Biological process (GO): sarcomere organization; muscle tissue development
Cellular component (GO): Z disc; nucleus; cytoplasm
Molecular function (GO): structural constituent of muscle; actinin binding
Source: RefSeq, a predicted model, not a curated record
AAUGUGUUUGUGUUUGUGUAUGCAUUAUUAAAGGAUGCCAUUAGGAGGAGGAAACAAGUGUGGCCGCUGCCAUAAGACAGUGUACUUUGCAGAAGAGGUACUCUGUGACGGACGAAGCUUCCACAGGUCCUGCUUCCUCUGCAUGGUGUGUGGGAAGAACUUGGACAGCACGACUGUAGCUGUUCAUAUGGAUGAAGUCUACUGCAAAGGGUGCUACGGCAAGAAGUAUGGACCAAAAGGCUACGGUUAUGGCCAGGGAGCAGGGACCCUCAGUAUGGACAAGGGAGAGUCUCUAGGCAUUACACAUGAGGAACCUGCUCCCCAUCGUCCAACCAGCAACCCAAACCCGUCUAAACUGGCUCAGAAGUUCGGGGGGUCGGACAAAUGUUCUCGCUGCGGCAAGGCCGUCUACGCUGCGGAGAAAGUGAUUGGAGCUGGGAAUUCAUGGCAUAAGGUUGGAUGUUUCACCUGCGCCACGUGCAAUAAGAGCCUGGAGUCAACCACACAAGCUGAUAAGGACGGGGAAAUCUACUGCAAAGCCUGUUAUGGCAAACAUUUUGGCCCCAAAGGAUUUGGCUAUGGACAGGGAGCCGGGGCCCUGUCGCACACUCAGUAGAGACCUCAGGAUCUUCAGGUUCCCAGAGAGCUGCAGUACUGCCGGCUUCCUGCAGAGAACAGACUGCUGCCACCCAACCUGAAAGACAAAUGCUUGAUGAAAAGCUGCAUCAUAAGAUUGUACAGUGGGAAACAUAACCCCAUCUCUGCCUCAUAAAGAACAAAUACAAUCAAUAGUGCUGCAACAGUCAAUCUUUAUAAAUAACCAAAGUUUAAUACUGAAACAUUUAUUUUCUAUUAAACGCUGAUUUCAUGAUUUGCACUACCUGCUAUAACUGUUUUUACGUCUGCAAUCUAGAUCUCUUUUUCAUAUUCUAUAUCAUAGAGUAAAAACUGCUUUUCUGUAUGCUUUCCAAACAACAUCAAAAUAAAUGAGGUUGAAAGAUUUUAA